AUGGCCCCUUACCAAAAGACCGUCAAGUCCAGCGCGUACUACAGUCGCUACCAGACCAAGUACCGCCGCCGCAGAGAGGGAAAGACCGACUACUAUGCUCGUAAGCGUCUGGUCACCCAGGCCAAGAACAAGUACAACGCUCCCAAGUACCGCCUGGUCGUCCGCUUCACCAACCGCGACGUGAUCACUCAGAUCGUCUACUCUGAGCUCACCGGUGACAAGGUUUUCACCAGCGCCUACUCCCACGAGCUCAAGCGCUAUGGCAUCACCAACGGUCUGACCAACUGGGCCGCUGCCUACGCCACUGGUCUCCUCCUUGCCCGCCGUACCCUCAAGAAGCUCGGCCUUGACGAGGACUUCACCGGUGUCGAGGAGGCUGACGGUGAGUUCAGCCUCACCGAGGCUGCUGAGACCGACGACGGUACCCGCCGCCCCUUCAAGGCCUUCCUCGAUGUUGGUCUUGCCCGUACCUCCACUGGUGCCCGUGUCUUCGGUGCCAUGAAGGGUGCUUCCGACGGUGGUAUCUUCGUUCCCCACUCCGAGAGCCGCUUCCCCGGUUACGACAUCGAAGCUGAGGAGCUCGACGCCGAGACUCUCCGCAGCUACAUCUUCGGUGGUCACGUUGCUGAGUACAUGGAGGGUCUUGCCGAUGACGACGAGGAGCGUUUCCGUGGCCAGUUCCACAAGUACACCGAGAACGAGGUUGACGCUGGUGACCUCGAGGACCUCUACACCGAAGUCCACAAGGCUAUCCGUGAGGACCCCUUCAAGAAGGAUGAGGAUGCUGGCUCCAAGAAGUCCAAGGAGGAAUGGAAGGCCGAAGGCAAGAAGUACCGCAAGACCAAGCUCUCCCACGAGGAGCGCAAGGCCCGUGUUGAGGCUAAGAUCCGUGAGCUUGCUGCUUAA
Molecule: messenger RNA, 906 nt
Organism: Aspergillus puulaauensis
Lineage: Eukaryota; Fungi; Ascomycota; Eurotiomycetes; Eurotiales; Aspergillaceae
Gene: RPL5
Product: 60S ribosomal protein uL18
Exons: 3
Coding region: 1-906 (301 amino acids)
Biological process (GO): ribosomal large subunit assembly; translation
Cellular component (GO): cytosolic large ribosomal subunit; ribosome
Molecular function (GO): 5S rRNA binding; structural constituent of ribosome
Source: RefSeq, a predicted model, not a curated record